Molecule: messenger RNA, 1672 nt
Organism: Ruditapes philippinarum (Manila clam)
Lineage: Eukaryota; Metazoa; Mollusca; Bivalvia; Venerida; Veneridae
Product: multiple epidermal growth factor-like domains protein 6
Exons: 7
Coding region: 422-1672 (416 amino acids)
Source: RefSeq, a predicted model, not a curated record
GGUUUGAUGAAAAUUCUCAAUGAUGCGGAAUCAAUUAUCCAGUAUGAAUCUCAUACAACAUUUACUUUUAAAUUAGUUUUGGUUGGUUUUGUAAAUCUAAAAUUUACUGAACCAUAAGCUACUUCCUUAUAUAACGAAUUUUAUUUGAAAUCAUAGUGAAACGUUUAUCCUACUAAAUGUGAUGAUGAUAUUUACUUUUAUUGAUAAAUGAUAUGUGAGAAAUCUGCGUGUUGAUAGUAAUCAUACAAUUAUCAAAGACUAAUUGAUUGAUAACACGUGAUUAACUCCAGGUCUUUUUCAUUCUGAACACAUGAGCAAAUGAACGAUAUAAAAAUGAAGAAUACUUUGCUUGGACUAGUUUUACUUUUAUGUGACACAGUUCUAGCAUUCAAUGAAUGUGGCAGAUGUAACUGUUGCAUAAAUGGAACCUCAAGAUGUGAAUAAAGCAAUAAUGAAGACGGUGUUUGCUUGGAUGGUUGUAUUGACGGAUAUUAUACUUACAGUUGUAAUACAUGCUUGUAGUAACAAUUGUCUAACAUGUUCUGGUGUAAGCAGUUGUAACACGUGCAAAAAUGGCUACUAUAUUGGCUAUAAUGUGGAUAAUAAUCAAUAUACAGACGAUUGUAGUUUAUCGUGUCCGGACAACUGCAUUUCAUGCACUUCAUAUUAUAACUGUAGCAAAUGCAAUGAUGGAUAUUACAAUGGUAGACAUUACCCAUCAAGCAAUGCUGUAACCUACCAUUGUCAACAUAAAUGUAGAGAUAAUUGUAUAUCAUGUACAUCAUACGAUAAUUGUACACAAUGUAAAAAUGGGUUUACAGGUGAUCUAUGUGAUAGAUGUAUCGAUGGUAAGUUCGGGAAUCUCUGUGACCAAAACUGUCCCCUUACCUGUUUAGCAUGUUCUUCAUUGACAAACUGUUCUAAAUGUAUUGGAAAGCACUGGGGAAACAGUUGUCAACAAUGUCCCGCAAACUGCUUAAAUUGCUCUUCCAGUAGCACUUGCUCAUCAUGUGACAAAGGAUUUCAUGGACAAAUAUGUAAUAAACAAUGCAAUGUUAACUGUCUUGAUGGUCGCUGUGACCAACUGACUGGAAACUGCAAUGACGGAUGUGUAGCUGGCUUUUACGGAAACUUUUGUGAUAUGAAAUGCAGCAAUGACUGUGUGAAUUUAACAUGUGACAGAGUACAUGGGACCUGCAAGACAGGAUACAACGCUAUAAAUUCGGCGACUGGAAAUGAAGACGCUAACGGAAUAAUAAUAGGUGCUGCUGUAGGUGGUGUCAUUAUCCUGAUUAUAAUAGUGGUACUUGUUGCUGCUGUGGUCCUCCUGGCAAGAAGACUCAAAAGAUUAGAGAAUAGCAACACUGCUUUGACAUCCAAUACAGACUUGAGCUACUACAAUAUUAAUAAUGCCUUUGUUGGAGCCAAUACCGACACGAGACAAGCUGAUGUUAACCAAUCUACAACUGUUUAUGAUACCGACACAGACACAAGACUAGCUGACGUUAACCAACCUACAACUGUGUAUGAAAGUCUAACCACUACUGGUGUAAACCGGUUCGCUGAUUAUAGUUCUCUAGAGCUACAGGAUGUGCCGACAUCAGAAUUACCGAAUGAUCACACAGUCCAAUUAGAUCCUGGAGUCCAAUACUACAAUGUAUCGGCAAAAUAA